AUGGGCCUCUCCAAGACCAACAGGAUUCUGAUCCUGUUGGCUAUUGACUCGGCUUUCUUCUUGUUAGAAUUGAUUGCUGGUUACAGCGUCCACUCGCUUGCCCUUGUUGCCGACUCCUUUCAUAUGCUCAAUGAUGUUCUGUCUCUAUUGGUCGGAUUAUGGGCCGUCAAAGUCGCCAACCGCGAAACCAACUCGAAGAUGUACACAUAUGGGUGGCAACGCGCAGAAACACUAGGUGCCUUGGUCAACGGAGUAUUUCUGGUCGCCUUGUGUUUGUCUAUCUUCUUGGAGGCCAUACAGAGACUGGUGGAGCCUCAGGAGGUCAAGAACCCCAAAUUUGUCUGCAUUGUCGGUUGCUUAGGUCUGCUAUCAAACCUCAUUGGCUUAGUCCUUUUCCAUGACCAUUCUCAUGGACACGGCCACAGCCAUGGUCACGCAGACAUCGAAGAAGGUGACUUUGCGGAGGAAGGCCAUGGUCAUGAGCAUAGUCAUGACCCUGUUCCAGUCUUGGAGCAAGGAAACACAACUAGCCGUACUGCUGGCGCGGACGCCUCUUCCCCGUAUUCAAACCGUCGUCGGACCUUGGACAGUCAGCACCGCAGUUCUCGUCGCUACAGCGGCGCAACCGGCCGUGGGUUCCUUGAUGUCGAAGAGAUCCAAGUCCAUCCCGCCACUUUGCGGCAGGAAAUCAUUGCAGCCAGUCGCUCUCGCUAUGAUGACCCAUCAGGAUCCGACACCGACGUGCUUGAGGGUGGGGAUUCCGAGGACGUCCGUCCAUCCGAACGCUCUGCGCUAUUGGGCCACAAGGAUCGUGCUGGCAACUAUACUGACGCCGGAAAUGCGCCUAAGACGGCUCAUCGUACUCCCGUGGACGACGACAUUCACAGGCAUCACAACCAUGCCCAGCCUAAACAGAAGGACGAAAAGCAUGGCCAUGGCCAUAGCCAUGAUCUGAACAUGCGAGGUGUUUUCCUUCAUGUGAUGGGUGAUGCGCUCGGCAACAUCGGCGUCAUCGCCUCCGCCCUGAUCAUCUGGCUCACUGAUUACUCCUGGCGCUUCUAUGUGGAUCCUGGCAUUUCAUUGGUGAUCACCGUGAUUAUUCUCUGUUCUGCCAUCCCUCUUUGCAAAGCGGCCUCGCGGAUUCUGCUUCAGGCUGUGCCCCACGGCCUCAGCAUUGAUCAUAUCAAGGAAGACAUUGAAGGAUUGCCGGGAGUAAUGGGCUCCCACCACUUACAUGUCUGGCAGUUGAGUGACACCAAGCUUGUGGCCUCGAUUCACAUCCAGGUCGAUACGGAGAUUAAGGGCGAGGGCUCGGAGCGGUACAUGCGUCUAGCCAGGCAGGUGCGCAAGUGCUUGCAUGCCUAUGGCAUUCAUUCGUCCACCAUUCAACCCGAAUUUGCGCCGGACAGUGAUGCUGAAGACACCAUUCAAUCCCCUUCUCACCCCGAUGGUGAAGCCUCUACUUCGACGACGCUCCCAAGCCGUACACCUAGCGUUCCUGAAGGGGAUCCUCAGGCUUGUCUUCUUGAAUGUGGCGAAGAAUGCGCUCAAAACGGCCAGUGCUGUCCGAAGAGGUCGCCGUGACUGCGUUAGGGAGGGGUCGCGAUACUCUUCCGUCUAAUUACCUCACCUUUACACUUCCUUAUAAGACGACUCGCCCUAAAAAUACUGUUUCCUAUCCGUACUAAUCAUACCCAAUUGUUUCUGGUGACUGAAAUGUCAUUUGUUGAGUUUGUCCCUGUUAAGAAUCUGUUUGGACUCGGCGCAUGUUCGGCGGGCACUUUGACAUAAAUGCAUCCAGACGUGCGCAUCUCGCGCUUGUUUUCAAGUAUCUCUACCAAAAUUACACCGUACUAUAUGUUGGUCAU
This is a messenger RNA of Aspergillus brunneoviolaceus CBS 621.78, 1868 nucleotides long. Its product is annotated as cation diffusion facilitator family transporter. Lineage: Eukaryota; Fungi; Ascomycota; Eurotiomycetes; Eurotiales; Aspergillaceae. The record is from RefSeq and is a predicted model, not a curated record. Bases 1 to 1584 code for a protein of 527 amino acids. Gene Ontology annotation, molecular function: zinc ion transmembrane transporter activity. Gene Ontology annotation, cellular component: membrane. Gene Ontology annotation, biological process: zinc ion transmembrane transport; intracellular zinc ion homeostasis. The transcript has 5 exons.